GGGCCGCCAUUUUGACUGAGCAACCAUAGUGACAGGAGCCGAAGCUGCAGCGCUGGUUGUCCCCGUCUCCCCUCCCCCUUCCCUUCUCCGGUUGAAUUCCCGGGCCCCCUACACUCCACCGUCCCGGCCCUGCCAUGUCCCAGAAACAAGAAGAAGAGAACCCUGCGGAGGAAACCGGAGAGGAAAAGCAGCAAAAAUACUUUGACUCAGGAGACUACAACAUGGCCAAAGCCAAGAUGAAGAAUAAACAGCUGCCAAGUGCAGGACCAGACAAGAACCUGGUGACUGGUGACCACAUCCCCACCCCGCAGGAUCUACCCCAGAGAAAGUCCUCACUCGUCACCAGCAAGCUUGCGGGUGGCCAAGUUGAAUGAUGCUGCCGGGGGCUCUGCCAGAUCCUGAGAUGCCGCCCCUGGGUCCUGUGCUGGCUCCUCCCCUCCCUGCUUUUGCAGCCGGGGGUCGGGUGGUGGCUUGGGAAUGGGCUGGAGAGGCCGAAGCCCCCGCCCGCUGGUGUCCUAGCGCAUGGAGGCCCUUAGCCUGAGCACCAAGACCUUGACCUUUUUUUUUGUUUCACCUUUUUUUCCAAAUAACUGUUGGGAGAACUCUCAAUGAAAUCCUGUGGGUGUGGUGGAGAGGGUGGGGUGGGAGAGUCGGUGGAUAUGAAUUUGAAUUUAGAGUUCAUAAAAAAGCAUUCCUGACUGUC
Molecule: messenger RNA, 703 nt
Organism: Dipodomys ordii (Ord's kangaroo rat)
Lineage: Eukaryota; Metazoa; Chordata; Mammalia; Rodentia; Heteromyidae
Gene: Ensa
Product: endosulfine alpha
Exons: 3
Coding region: 135-374 (79 amino acids)
Cellular component (GO): cytoplasm
Molecular function (GO): protein phosphatase inhibitor activity
Source: RefSeq, a predicted model, not a curated record